GGGCAAUUUUUGACCAUUCGUUUCCUUGCAUAUUGUUCGCAACUUUUCGAUCAACACUAAAAUCCAAUUUUUAAGUGUUCGCAUUUUUGCGUAUUAGCAAAUUUCCCUGCGUUGUCUUGCGAGCGGAUCGACAGCAUCGUGUAAGUAUAUGUUUUUUAAGUGCGCAUAGUAGAUUUGAUAGUUCCAAGUUUGUAGUUGGGUUUAGGUGUAAAAAUAAUAGUAAUGGAUGACUUAAUGAACGUUUUGGCCAUUCGAAACCUAGAAAAUGCAGAAUUGCAAUACCGCCGUAAUGUUUUGCGCAAUCCGGGGAAUGCGUUCAUAGAACUGAGUGAAAGGCAAUUUAUUAAAAUAUUUCGGUUAUCUAAAGAUUUGUGCCGUUUUUUAAUUCAGUUACUUGAGCCGUACAUGCGACCACAAAGAAGAGAGACUGAUUUGGAUGUGCAAAGCCGGGUAACAUUUUUCUCUCUUAUUGUAUAUCUAUUAAGUAACAUUAAAUUUCAGAUUUUAGCUGCUUUGAAAUUUUACGGAAGUGGUUGUUAUCAGCCGGAUGUUGCUUUAAAUAAAUACAUCGAUAUGUGCCAAGCCUCGGUUUCUCAUUCAAUUGAUGAAGUUACCAACGCUCUAAACCAUCCAGAGAUAUUCGAUCAAUGGGUUGAAUUUCCAAAUAAUUUUGAAAAACUCAACAGAAUUAGAGAACAAUUUUUUCGAAUACAUAGGUUCCCGGGAGUGAUAGGAUGUGUAGAUUGUACACAUGUUGCCAUUGUACCACCAAACAUCGAGGAUCCCGAGUAUCCAGAACAUAUUUACGUUAACCGAAAGCAUUAUCAUUCGAUAAAUGUCCAAUUGAUAUGUGACGCAAAUCUCAAGAUUUUACAUGUGAAUGCAAAGUACCCAGGAAGCACGAACGAUGCUUACAUAUGGAGUAGAUCAAAUGUACUACCAUUUUUGAGAGACUUACAUGCAGCAGGUCACACUGACUACUUCCUUUUGGGAGAUUCUGGAUACCCGCUUCGUACAUGGUUACUAAUCCCCUUUCAAAAUGUGGAACCCAAUACCAUUGAAAGCUCUUAUAACGAGAGACAUAAACACACACGUGUCAAAAUAGAAUGUUGUAAUGGAGUUUUAAAAGCCAGAUUCCGUUGUUUAUUAAAGCACAGAGUGCUUCAUUAUAAACCAAGGAAGGCCUGCGAAAUUAUUAAUGCAUGUGUUGUUCUGCACAAUAUAUGCAUCGAGUAUAAUGUACCCUUGCCGCCUGAGGAUCCUGAUGAAGGCAAGGGCAUAGAAGUCGAUUUUGGAAUCAUAAAUGAUAUAAUAGAAGACCAAGACCUGCAUGUAGCGAGAUCAAUUAAUCCUGAACUAGCUGAUGGGCAAAGAGCUAGAAUCACAGUUGCAAGAAGUUUUCAAAGACCAAAUCAAUUAUAAUUUAUUUUUAUGUUUCCUAUUUUUUAAG
Messenger RNA from Sitophilus oryzae (rice weevil), 1450 nucleotides. Its product is annotated as putative nuclease HARBI1. NCBI's taxonomy places the organism in Eukaryota, Metazoa, Arthropoda, Insecta, Coleoptera, Curculionidae. The coding region runs from base 223 to 1422 and encodes 399 amino acids. The record is from RefSeq and is a predicted model, not a curated record. The transcript has 4 exons.